This is a messenger RNA of Fomitopsis serialis, 2982 nucleotides long. RefSeq lists its product as uncharacterized. Lineage: Eukaryota; Fungi; Basidiomycota; Agaricomycetes; Polyporales; Fomitopsidaceae. The record is from RefSeq and is a predicted model, not a curated record. The coding region runs from base 1 to 2793 and encodes 930 amino acids. Gene Ontology annotation, molecular function: ATP binding; protein kinase activity. The transcript is spliced from 10 exons. Gene Ontology annotation, biological process: protein phosphorylation.
AUGCCCCUAGGCGUUUCGCAGGGGCGUUUCGCAAACGCGUUGCGCAACGCCUCUCCCAGUCGAUCGGACGUUCUCGUCUUCGACCAGGCGUCGACUGCCAGUGCUAUCAAGACAGAUCUCGGCCCCACUGCGGACGGUAUCGCUGGUAUGCCUGGUUUUGUUCUUUCGGGGUUCGGAGGCGAAAACAGUCCGCUCAUCAGUGAUCAGUGCCCUCACGUGCACCGGUUUCGCUCCUUGUGCAAGAAAUUGCUCUACGUGGUUACGCAUCUACCACAUUCACCACAUCGCAUCGGACACCACUUUUCAAGCGAGGGUUUUCGAUUGCUUGAAAUCGAUUGGACGCCUAUGUCGCUCUCUAGCACGAAGAGAAGGAGGAGCUUCAAUACAGACUCAGAUGACUCGGACUCAGACGAAGACGUGCUAUCUGCCAACAGCUCGGCUCAGCAUGAGCUCCUUAAACCGGAGCUUCUGGGACACGUCAAGUACGACGACCCUUCUGUCUUCAGGCGUCUUCGAAUUUAUGAUGAAGCCGACGCCGACAUCGAUCACUGCCACGAGAAGUACCAAGAGGUACAGGGGCAGCACCUCCGUAGGCUCCGCCAAAUCGCGGGGGAGCUACGCAAGGCUGUAGACAAGGAGGGCAACAUACAUUACCAGUCAGUCGAGAAAACGCCGAAGAAGAUAGAGCACGAGCACGAGAAGAUGAUGUACGAUCCAUUGACCGCCAUCUUCACAUUCUUGCAGAAAUUUGGAAACGACAAUGUCGGCGCGCUGCGCGAAUUCAAGUUCGCUGCCGAUACCGCCGUGCUCUUACCCCCGAGCCGUUCCGCCGAGGCCUAUACUCCAAGUGUCGCUAAAUUCCGCCCCGAUUUCAACCUGCUCGAUAAGACUGCAGAUGGUCCUUUCUGGGAUACCUGUGCUGGAUUCGCCGAGAUCAAGGUCAAAGAGGAGGAGAACAGUCUUCCCCACACUGAAUCGUCGAUAAAGCCAGCGAUCCUCCAGUGUGCGGAUUACGCGCGAUACCAUAUGGCCUUUCGGCCGUUCUGGAUCUUCAGUGUCACACUUCUCAUCACGGGCACAGUCUUCCGGGUCAUGAUCGUGGACCGCGAUGGCGUCGUUCUCUCCCCCCUUCACAGCAUCUACGACGACAACAAGAGCCGCGAUCCCGAGCGUCAGCCCGACGCAAAGACCUUCGUCCGUGUUGUCCGCGCACUCACGCGGCGCCUGACGGACUAUCAACUGGGGCAAGAUCCGUCUGUGACGCCAGUGACUCGCGACGAGCUUAGUGGAUACUUGCAGGAGUCCUCUAUCCCUGCUUCCGUCGAAUCCGUUAUUCACCUUGAGGGCGGAGACUACUACCCGUCCUACCGCAUCAGCCGCUUCGGUAACGAUUGUGGAACGUGGUGUACGGUCGGGCCACCGAUCUGGGUCUCCCUGUCGCUCCUCGGACGGGGCACGGAGGUGUGGCGUGUGGUCGAGCUCUACCAGUCGGGGGGAAAGUGGGUUCUGACGGGCGACAUUCACAUAUUGAAGUCCGCCUGGCGCAACCCUCUGAAGUUGGCCGAGACGGAUGUGUAUAAUGUGAUAGCGGGGCUCAAGCGCGAGGCUGAUGACGCGGAUGAGAGGACGAAGUCCGCGUCCGGAGCCGCUGAGCAGGACAAGAAGCCCACGUUCCCUGCGGGUAUCGCGACGCAUCGGUGUGGCAGCGAUGUGUUCUACUACGAGGAUCCUCGGACGUGGUCGAAGAUCACCACUGCGCACCUCCGAGGUGACGUCGACGAUCCGAACCGUCCUUCCAAGGCUCUCCAUCGCAUCAUACUCUCGAUGGUCGGACAACCUCUGUGGAAGUACACUGAUGAGCUCCAGCUGCUCAACGCGUUUUACGCAAUCGUCGAAGCGCACCAGUAUCUAUGCGAGAAGGGAAUUCUUCACCGCGACAUCAGCGCUGGCAAUAUGCUACUCUGGCCGGGUGGCGCUGCUGCGGGCUUUCUCUACGACUUCGACAUGGCCGACGUCGUACGUUCGUUGGCUGAUCACCUCAUCACCCAGGAAGCUGUUGAUCCUGUCCGGAGAAGUGGCAAUUCCAGGAGUGGCAAUCUCGUGAUGACCCAGGGGAGCGUUCGAUCAAGGGUUGAUUAUACGACAUCGAGACAACAAGGAGUGCCUGUGACGGGGACACUUCAGUUCAUGGCUUUGGAACUGCUUCAAGCUGUUCAUGCUGGAAUUCCAAUGCCGCAUCACUCUGCACACGAUCUUGAGUCGAUUGCGUAUGUCCUGGGCUACACAGUCUUGCGGCGUCUUGUCACUACUCCGGGUUGUCCAGAAAGCCUCGACAAGGUCUUCGACACUCAUUUUGGUGGCAUGACAGUUGAAGCCAUAAUCUAUGAACGAGCUAAUGGACCACAGCCACUCUCCUGGGCUUAUCGUCACAAAGAUGAUCAGAUCAAACAAUUUGCCCUAGAGCAUAUGUCAUAUGCUCUUAACACACUGUUCAGGUCACUGCGAAGAAAGCUGGCAAGAUUCUAUACAGCUCAGGAAGACAGUCAAGAAGAUCAGUACGUUUCCAUGUCCUUGUCUGAGUAUAAUGUCCAUGAGGAUGAUCAACAUGAUGAGGAGCGCAUAACUCAUGCAUUCUUCUUGAAGUUGUUGAAAGAAGCUAUCGACACAUUGCAUCAAUAUCCAUCGAUGGUGAAGAAGUUCGAUCCUGAGCUGGAAACCUUGAGGCCUCUGUCUACAGCUCAGUCAGGCUCUGACAAGCCUUCCAAGAAGAAAGCCAGGGCAAACAAGAAGUAGGAUAGUUGGAGAUCACCAGUUAGCAUUUACAUGGAAUAGGAGAUGGAUAAAUUGAGAUAUGAAAAAAUGGGAAUGUGUACCAAUGGAAUGGGCUGUACAACUAGCCUUGCUCCAUCUGUGAAUCAUAUAUUGCAUGAUUGAUACUGCUCGACAACAGCCAUAGCAUUGACACUCGAGUAUGCACGCGAC